GCGAGUACAUUCUCGUCUGCAGGUAAUUUGAAUCCAUUUUACUGUACGUAUUUUGGCUGGUGAUAAUUACUUUUCCAUCAAUGGUCCGGUUUUAGAGACUAUAUAUAUCACGAUUAUGGAAAGAGUAUCUCACAUUCUCACAAUAUGGAAGGAACUUCUCAAACACUUCCUUACACCAUAAGAUUUGUUGGUCUACUUGGCAGUCAUUCUCUUGGUAGAAAUCCAAAGUUUAUGGCUACGGCGGUAGAUUUAGGAAGGGAAUUGUUAAGACGAAAAAUUAAACUUGCCUAUGGAGGAGGUAGUGUCUGCCUUCAAGGAGCUGUUGCUUCAACAGUCUUUACCAAUGGUGGUCUCGUUAGAGGUUUCAUUCCUGGGUACAUAGCAACACGACGGGUCUAUGGACCUACGUACGGUGUAGAGCACACAGUUUCCAGCAAUUACUACAAAUAUUUUGAGAUGAAUCAUGCCGUGGAAGCUUUCAUUGUUCUUCCCGGAGGAGUUGACACUAUGGAAGGUUUGUUUACCUUGAUCUCGUGGGCUUCUGAAGGGUUACACAAUAGACCCAUUAGUCUUUUAAACAUUGACGGUUAUUUCAAUAACCUUCUCAAAUUCUUAAACGAUGCAGUGAGACAGAACUUCAUGGCUUCCAGUCAGAGGAAACUUUUUAUUUCUUCUUUCUUUGUUGACGAGCUUUUAGACAAACUAGAGUUUGCUAAAGCUUUCCCAGGUUCUGGAGCUGGUUACGACGAGUUUGCAAAUCCUGAGAGAUUAGACUUAGAAUUGCAUCUGUAACUGGUGGUCCCGAAGUGGUGAGAUACAAAGUCUAGAGGGGGGGUGAAUAGACUUUGUUUCAAAUUUAAAACUUUUUCGUUUCUUUUGAAAACGUGAAAAUGAGUGUUAAUCUAGAGUUCUUGUGAACUUUAGAUUGUGUGUGGAAGUUGGUGGGUAGAGUGAGCAGUAAUCAAUAUGGAUGGGUUAG
Cuscuta campestris is the source of this 979-nucleotide messenger RNA. NCBI's taxonomy places the organism in Eukaryota, Viridiplantae, Streptophyta, Magnoliopsida, Solanales, Convolvulaceae. The record is from the annotation of a GenBank genome assembly.